Diorhabda carinulata is the source of this 870-nucleotide messenger RNA. RefSeq lists its product as uncharacterized. Gene Ontology annotation, cellular component: Shu complex. The transcript has 3 exons. The coding region runs from base 55 to 597 and encodes 180 amino acids. NCBI's taxonomy places the organism in Eukaryota, Metazoa, Arthropoda, Insecta, Coleoptera, Chrysomelidae. Gene Ontology annotation, biological process: double-strand break repair via homologous recombination. Gene Ontology annotation, molecular function: single-stranded DNA binding. The record is from RefSeq and is a predicted model, not a curated record.
GAAAACAUAACCUAUAUUAGUUUAUGAUUUACUAGAAUUAUUUAAUAUAGGAAAAUGAUUCCAAAGGGGAUACAUCCUACGUUAUUGUUAAACGAUAAUAGCAAUUAUAUUUUGUUUAAAACAGCGAUUUAUUUUGCAGAAUUAGGAUUAAAUGUAUGGUUUAUAUCUCCCAAAGUUAUUGAUAAAAUCCCAGAAAAUAUCUCACCUCCAGAUAAAGAAAUUUUACAAUUAAUCAUAUUUAUAUACUUGAAAAACUAUAAAGACCUAAUAAAUCAUUUAAAUGCUAUCCACAUGUGGCACAAGUCUCCUACAGUAAUUAUUUUAGCUGGAUUUGAUAUUUAUACAAAUUUGUACGGAACAAAUUAUGACCCAACAUUAACCGGACUCAUUUCCAGUAUAGUAUUGGACAGUGCAGCAGUUUGUACAAAGAAAAAUAACAAAUCAGUUUAUGUAAUUCUUGCUACUAAAAGUACUCCAGAAGAGUAUAAAAAUAGGAUUAAGGUAUUAUAUGAUUUGUAUUUUCCAAAUUUGAUUCAUGAUGUAACCGAGGAGGCUGUGGUAUUAGAUGCAAUUAUCAAUUAUUACAAAAACAAGUAGUACUUUUAUUAUAAUACGUUUAUUAAUAUACAAAAUACAUUUUAUUUAAAUGAAUAAAAAACAAUUACAUUUUCAUUAUUUUCAAAAUGUUAAGUACGUUUUCCUGGGUUAGGUUAGCAGCAGAAAUUAAGCAACUAAGGAAAAUAAUGAGGAAGGACAAGAUAAGAAAGAAGAUAGUUAUAGGAAAGCUCAUAUAGGAAUUAAAAUAAUGCUUAAACUGGUAUAGACACAUAGAGAACACCAGGCUUAUAAGAAAAAUUAAAGAAGCAAAAA